Molecule: messenger RNA, 4235 nt
Organism: Spodoptera frugiperda (fall armyworm)
Lineage: Eukaryota; Metazoa; Arthropoda; Insecta; Lepidoptera; Noctuidae
Exons: 15
Coding region: 104-3694 (1196 amino acids)
Molecular function (GO): protein binding
Source: RefSeq, a predicted model, not a curated record
UCUUCUCUAAACAUUCGUAGGACGCGUGUGUGAGGUAGGAGCGGCGUGUGCGCGUGCGCCGGUGCCAGUGCAGUGUUGUGCGCCGUCGUCGUCGCCCGCGAGCAUGACUCCCACGCAACUUGCGCUCGCCGCCGCCGCCGCGCUGCUUGUCUGCGCACGCGCAGAACCUCCACACAAGAACAGCUUCAGUGUGAAGCUCCGCAUGACUCCCGAGAAACAUCGAGCUGUGCUCAAUGGAGAACCCGACGAUGGCCAGCCCCCGCAGUCCCGGCAGUACUUCUACAAUUCUCUGGUAGACAGUACAAAGCAAUCUCUCGCCGAUCAACGUGCGACUAAAGACAUGAACAAUAAAGACCCGCAGAAUUUGCUGCUAGGCGACAGCCACGACAAGGAGUACAAUGACGACAAGGAAAACUUAGGACGGAGGAAAUAUACGAAUGACCGCGAAGACAAAGCAUACCCUUCAGGCAAGCGCACGGAGCUGCCGUCGGGCUGCCUGUACGAGGGCCGCUGGUACAACGACGGCGCGGCGGUGAACACGCGCGAGGACUGCCUGCGCUGCGUGUGCGCGCACGGCGCGCUGUCGUGCCGGCGCCGCGCGUGCGAGCCGCUGCCCGACCCGCUGCCGCUGCGCUGCCACGUGCGCCACCGCCGCGGCUUCUGCUGCCCCGAGCUGCAGUGCCCAGAUGGUGUGAAGCUGAUGGAGCAUAAACCCACUUUAACGUCAGAUAAAACUGAGUAUGACAGCGAGCCAGACGUGCCGACGGCAACACCGGCCUCCUCGGCUAAUGUGUUCCCAGCGUGCGUGGAGGGCGGCAGCGUGUACGCGGCGGGCUCGGCGCUCAGCUCGCGCGUGGCGUGCGAGCAGUGCUUCUGCCUGCGCGGCGCGCGGCACUGCGUGCGCCCGUCCUGCCUGCCGCCGCCGCAGCACUGCGCGCCGCGCCCCGCCACCGGCGCCUGCUGCCCGCAGCGCUACUACUGCGACUCCUCUACUGAAAAACCUAAUCAAAAUCCAAACCAGUUUGACUGCCUGGUGGACGGCACUCUGGUGCCGGAAGGAUCCCCGGUGGCGACGCGCGGCAACUGCUCGUCGUGCUUCUGCCUGCGCGGGGAGGUGCGGUGCCAGGCGAUGGGCUGCGCGCCCGAGCUGGCCGGCUGCCGGCCGCUGCUGGCGCCCGGCGACUGCUGCGCGCACCAGUACGUCUGCGACCACGUGGAAGAAGAACUUCUAUCACACGUCAUAAUGGGACCGGUAAACUCUCCAGCAUCUUUAAGAUCCGACGAGCGGACUUUCCAUUUGACAAAAGCCACCAAAGUAGAAACCACGACAAAGAAGACAGCGACGCUAUUUACAUUGAAACACAUAUCUUUCGCGUCAGCCACUAAGAACCAUCUCGUCACCACUGCCAAGGUUAAAAGAAGAACAGACGACCAACUCUCCGACUCCGUCCGGGAUGACGACCAAGCCGAUAACGCCACGUCUUCCGAAACCACUACCACUCAGAAACUGACAAAUGCCGCCAAAUAUGUACCCAAUACCCAGUCCAUCACUGUCACUUAUCCAGAAAUAACUACAGAUCAACCAGAAGCAAUCGUCAAAAUUACGGUCAACGGAACUAUAAACUGUACAGCUGAACUGUCUUCUACGUCCUUACCUCUGAACUUGGUUCACAAUGACACUGACAAAAUCCAGGAGGAAGCGAUAGCUCGAGUGCCGAUUGUCAAUGUGGAAGCACAAACAUACUCGCCCAACGACAUAAUUACCGACAGAAGCGUCGACGGUGGCUUCGACGACGCGGAUACAUUCACAAUAAACGUGACGAGCUCGUUGAUCACCAACACCAGCCUGUCCACGGCCAGACCCGCGAUGACGGCCGCCAAGAUAUCAAUAUCGGGCCCGGCCCAGGAUGCGCUCAAUGUCUCUAACAACAAAAAGGCCGAAUAUGAUUACGAUUACGCAGAACCAACACUGCCGCCAUCAUUGCCGAACUUAAAGAUCAUUCCAUUUGUAGCUGCCGAUGCAGUCGUUGAAGAUGACCCUAUCAAGGACUCUGUCAGAUAUCCGAUACUGGAGAGACCGGACAAGUUCCCGGUGUACUAUCCCGCCGCCGCUGCCGACACCAAGGACGACACGUUCCCUAUCAGACGAGAAGAUACAUACCAACCCACGCAAUACCCAAUCUUUGUAAUGGGCAAAGUGGAGCCAUCGUAUGCUCCCGUCAGCCAGAAGGUGGAGCCGACCAGGGAAAGAUACCCCGAGCACAAUGAUCUAGGCGUCCAAGAGUAUACUGUGUCGGCUUCGCUAGGCAGUCCCAUGUCUGGUGUGCAGGCAGUCACUAAGGUUCCCACGACCAGUACCACUUUUGAAGUGGAGACACCAACUGUAAAUCGGUUUUCUCCACCAGUGGAAACUCAAGGUGGAUUCAUCCCGAAGGGGUCAGGUGUAGUCGAUGACUUCUUCGGAGUGUUUACUAGCACUGAACCGACCUCGACCGUCCCUCACCUCACCACGUCCAUGCAACUGGAUGUGAAGCGUAUACAAGGUGAAUGUAUCGCAACCGACGGGCGCCACGUACCCGGCGGCGAGAGUAUCGUGAUGGGCUGCCAUCUGUGCACGUGCUCGUGGGUGGAGCUGGUGUGCGAGCGCCGGGCCUGCGCCGCGCCGGCCGCCGGCUGCUGGUACCAGCCCGUCUCCAACCACUCGGCAGACCCCUGCUGCGGAGACAUCACCUGCGAUAACAACAGCGCAGGCAAGAAUACGUCCACCACAGCUGUGCCAGUUGACAGUAAAAGUAAACAAAACGAAGCCAAAGACGCAGUCCAGCCACACACCACACCCAAGCCGUCUGGAGAUAACAACACUACAGUCGCUGAACCAAGCGCCACCAGUAACAAGAGCGCCACGGCUAACGAAACAAAAGCAAUUAAUGGAAGUGUUCCGACCGCAACCGCGACCACACCCGCGGCCAAUUCUACUAAUGCGACAUCUACUACUGCUACUACUGCUACUUCUGUCAAACCGACCAAUCCGACGACUGCACCCGUUCCUGUUAAGCAGGAUGGUGAGUUUUCCCACGACGAUGAAGAUGAAGAUGACGAAGAAGAGUUCUCAUUCGGCAGCGUCCUGAAGCUUCUCCUCAGUGAUAGUUACGAAACUACAACUACCUCGAACAGAAAGACCACCAGCAGAGCCACCCCCAGGCCUACCACCGCGCCUCCUGCUCCUAUUGCCACAGACCCACCGGACAAUCCCCUGCCCGAGCCACCCGUGGUAGACUCCUUAUUCUUCAAGCCUCUCCCGUCACACCUUUAUACUCACCCAAAAAUACCUUCGAACCUGAACACAGUCCACAGGAUAGACCACCUCGUACUCGGAGAGGCCACCGCCAUCACACGACCACCCAUCCGGCCCAUCACGAUCAGGACCACCAAGCGCCCGCCAUUGCACACCUUUGAUACGACAGAAGGAAAACCGGUGAUGCUAGAGGUGCCCGCCCCGUUCGUAUCUAUUGCUCCCGGAGGACCCGUACCCAACGCAGGAGGUUUGCUCGGCCCGGGGCUUCUGAAGCUCGCAGGCUGCAACAUCUACGGGAGGAUGUACAGGGUUGGAAGGAUCAUCACGGAGCUGUCGACUCCGUGCCAGGAGUGCUGGUGUACGGAGCUGGGGGUGCAGUGCAAGCCGCUGGCGUGCUGAGGAUCAGAGAGGAGUGUACAGCGUUUAAUUGAGCAGUUGGUUACGUGGCUGGAGGAAUGCGCUCGCACUGCUGCCUGCUGCCUGCCGAGUGCUCCGAGUGCGGAGCCUGCGCGCGGCCUGCACGCUGAUGUUGUAAUUACGUGUUCGGUGCCGGGCGGGGACUGCUCAUACUCUUGUCCGGGCGCUAGUUGUAAUAUUUAUUUACGUUCAAAAUGACCGGCGAUGAUCUCAUACAACAUAGACUAUCAUAGACUUGAAUAAUGUGUGCACGGAGGAGUGACAAAACGGAGUGUUGUCUAGAAUAAGAUCGCUACAAUAGUAAUAUAACAGUAAUAGCACAUUGCCUCGCGCUGCAUGCUCGUGCAGCGGCACUCUGAGUGCUCCACGACUUACCCUUGGCGUAUCUUCGAACGAACUUUUCAUAAACCGCAGUGCCUUAAUGACGUUAGAUGGUGCCUCAGUGCAUUUUAGUUUAGUAUGUUAGACUUAUUUAUCAAAUUAAUAUCUAGGAAUAAUUUAGUUAUUAAAUCGAAUUAAACAA